This is a messenger RNA of Medioppia subpectinata, 238 nucleotides long. Lineage: Eukaryota; Metazoa; Arthropoda; Arachnida; Sarcoptiformes; Oppiidae. The record is from the annotation of a GenBank genome assembly.
AUGAACGUAUUGCAAGCGUUGUGUCAUUUUCUGCCAUUUAUUCCCGAAGAGAAAAGAGAAGAAUUUUUGUCGGAAUAUUUCCAACUCGUAAAUGAAGACUAUAUUUACAAACAAUUUGAAGCUAAAGAACUAACCGAUGAAAGUCCCGUUCGACUCAAUUAUGACUAUAUUAUUGUAACCGCUGUUAAACAACAUUCAAAUUAAUGUUUAUGAACUAUGAACAGAAUUACAAUAUUAA